AUGAAUGCUUUUAACAUGGAAGUUAAUUACACUAUAAAGUACCAUUUUAAAUUUCAUGUUUUGGUUAUGGUAGCGCUGAAUAAAGAGUCACUCUUUAAGCGUAACGUUUGUGCUUUUGGGCCUACCACAAUGAGAUCUACAAUGUGUUAUUGUGGCUCAAUUCAACUAGAGGGUGCACUGGCGUUUUCUGAAUGUCUUUUCAUUGGUGCUGAUCUGCAUCCGAAGGCGAUAGAUAGAUGUUUAGCGAAUAAGGAAUAUUGUGCUCAACCGUUGCUACAAAGCGGUUCGGAAGUAGAGUUUCUUUAUUGUGAUGCUGGUGAGCUACCGCUUCGAGAAAGUUCUAUAGACGCCAUAAUUACCGAUCUUCCAUUUGGCAAGAAGAUAGGCUCAAUUGGCGACAAUCGCAUCCUUUACCCGCGUCUUCUAGUGGAAUGGGAAAGGGUGGUGAAGCCUGAUGGUCGAAUGGUAGUGAUGACUCAUGAUAAACGAAGUUGGGGUAAACUUGUUUCUGUA
Strongylus vulgaris is the source of this 513-nucleotide messenger RNA. The record is from the annotation of a GenBank genome assembly. Lineage: Eukaryota; Metazoa; Nematoda; Chromadorea; Rhabditida; Strongylidae.